AUGGGCUCUCACGAGAAUCAUGUCGGGGCUGACACGACGACGACGCAGCCAGUGAACAACCCGGCCGCGCACAAGGACGAGACCCUGCCCGAUGCCAAAGCGCCAGCCGUUUCCUCAUCAGCCUCUUCUAUUUCGUUGACCGAAAAGUCUGGCCAGACCCAGCCGCAAGAGAAGGACGGGAACCUCUCCACUGAAUCUUCCCAGAAGGACGUAGAAAUCCAACCGGACUCUGGGGCCGAGGACACAACAAAUUACCCGCGCGGAUUCAAACUCAUCACCCUCAUCAUCGCUUUGUGUUUGGCUGUUUUCCUCGUCGCUCUGGACCAGACGAUCAUUGCCACGGCGAUUCCCAAAAUCACGGAUCGGUUUAACAGUGUCAACGACAUUGGCUGGUACGGCAGUGCCUACUUCCUGACGAGUACCGCCCUGCAGCCCAGCUUCGGUCGCAUAUACAAGUUCUUUCAAAUCAAAUGGGUCUUCCUCUCGGCCAUUGGCGUUUUCGAGGUGGGAUCGUUGAUAUGUGCAGUCGCCCCUUCAAGUACGGCUUUGAUUGUCGGGAGAGCCGUCGCUGGCAUUGGGGUUGGUGGUAUCUUUUCUGGGGCCUUGGUCAUUAUCGCUCACUCAGUCCCUCUGAUACGCAGACCUUUGGUAUUUGGCAUGUUCGGCGCAAUGUGGGGUCUCGCCAGUGUCGCCGGCCCGUUGUUGGGCGGCGUCUUUACUGACAAGGUUUCGUGGAGAUGGUGCUUCUACAUCAAUCUCCCGAUUGGUGCUGUUUCCAUCGCGGUCGUCCUUUUCGUCCUCCAUGUUCCUCAGGAUCCCAAGCUCUCUGAGAAGCCUAUCCUGAAACGGAUUCUCGAGUUAGACCUGAUCGGAGCUGCGAUUCUCAUCCCUGCCAUCAUCUGUCUGCUAUUGGCCGUCCAAUGGGGUGGCUCGACCUAUGCAUGGAGCAACUCUCGCAUCAUCGGCCUUUUCGUCGGUGCCGGACUCAUGCUGAUUUUGUUUGCCGUCUCGCAGUGGUAUCUGGGCGAGGCGGGCACUAUCCCUCCCCGGCUAUUGAAACAGCGUACCUUGAUGGCCGCAUGUGCGUUUGUGUUCUUCUUCGGCGCCGGCAUCUUUAUCCUGAUAUACUACCUGCCUCUCUACCUCCAGAGUGUCAAGGGGUCUUCACCCACCAAGUCUGGAAUCCAAAUCUUGCCCCUCAUGCUGUCGACGGUCCUCACUUCGAUCCUCGGCGGCAUCAUGGUCACGAUUCUCGGUUAUUACACCCCAAUCCUGAUCGCCGCCAGCGCACUCAUGACGGUGGGAUACGGUCUGAUCUCCACCUUCACCAUCGACUCGCCUUUCCGCGAGUGGUUUGGGUACCAGAUUUGUGCUGGCCUCGGUGCUGGAUUUGGCUUCAAUCUCCCUCUCGUCGCCGUGCAGACCGCCCUGCCGAUGGAGGAUAUCCCUCAGGGCACCGUGCUGCUCAUGUUCUGUCAGUCGCUCGGUGGCGCUCUCUUUAUCGCCGUAGGCCAGUCGGUCUUCUCCAACGGUCUUGUCGAAGGCGUCGCGAAGUACGCUCCAGACCUCGAUCCGCAGCUGCUUAUCAACACCGGAGCUACGGCGAUCCGGAGUGUGCUGGCCCAGAUGGGAAUGGAGGAUGAACUCCGCCAGGCCAUCGAAGCGUACGUGUACGCUUUGAAAGAUUGUUACCGCGUGACCAUCGCCGUGUCGGGCGUGUCAUUCAUUGCAGCGUGUUUCUUAGAGUGGAAGAGUGUGAAGAAGGAGAAACGCCCUGGUGCCGAGGCCGUGCCCGCUAUGGGAUGA
This is a messenger RNA of Exophiala spinifera, 1806 nucleotides long. RefSeq lists its product as uncharacterized. The record is from RefSeq and is a predicted model, not a curated record. Lineage: Eukaryota; Fungi; Ascomycota; Eurotiomycetes; Chaetothyriales; Herpotrichiellaceae. Gene Ontology annotation, biological process: transmembrane transport. The transcript has 3 exons. Bases 1 to 1806 code for a protein of 601 amino acids. Gene Ontology annotation, molecular function: transmembrane transporter activity.